AUGGACAAGCGACCUGAUCCCGAACUGAGAAUGGUCGACUUUUCCGACGACGAAACUCUAUGCGAUGAAGACGAGGAGGAGCUCGGCUCAGCCUCCGCUUUGGGAUUGGCCGCAGAAGGCUCCCCGGCAGCCAAGCGUGCCCGAAUCGCUUCACCACCGGUUGCCGCUUAUCCCCAAAGCCUUGUCAACACAACGCUGCAGCUCGUUUGCCUGCUCUACGAUCCCGAUGCACUCGCCCUGGCCGAACAACUGCUACUCAAAUGGAUCCCGGACGUGACCACGGCUGGUCUACUCUGCCGCCUACCUAUUCUUCAUGAACUGCACACCUGUACUCAGAGUCCCCAUGCCCCCAGUGCACAAGCUGCGAUCCACAUUCUCUCCUCCGUUGCUUGUUCCCAUAAAUCUCUCGCUCGCACCCUCCUCUUGACACUUGGUCCAAACGACUUUCUUCAACUUCUCGGCAACGUACCCCGAGACAGCCUCAUGACGCUACUUUUUGAUUGCCUGACCGAGAGCAUGCUGGGAGAGGCCAUUUUCAAGCCCUCAACCCCCAAUCGCGCCAUUCUCACGGCCUUUUUGUCCCGACUUGAGGUCGACAUCCUUCGACACGCCCACGCCUCCACUGCCAUUGUGCGACAACUCGUUCACCUACUCGUCACGCACAUGCAGAAGCGAGGCCUUACCCUCACUGACUUGCUUCCCAUGCUGAACACUCGCGAUCGUGAGCACAUCAAGCUGACCAGCUACUUUCUGUGUGCGCUGGCCAAUGAGCCAUCGGUGCAGCCCCACUCCGUGGCCAGCUUUGCACACAAGCUCGUUGCGUCCUUUGCUCAACUUGAGCGCACGGCCCUCCUGGCCUGCCUGCAAUGUUUGGAUCGCGUCGUGUUAGCCCAGCGGCCUCCACGCUCCGCCCAUGUUUUGGACCGCGCUGAUUGGCAUCGACUCAUCUUUAUCCUCGAGUCCGAACGGCUCGGCUGUGCCUACGACGACGUCUUCGCUCUCACUGCUCGCAUCAUUUGCGAAGCUGCAGAUGCAGACAUUGUCGAACCCAGCGUUCUCUUUGACGGCAUCAACCUGGACAUGUUUACGAGUUCCCUCGAGUCACGCUUGCGGUACUAUUUUAGCGCGCAAGUACCAAGCAAGGUCGUUGAGUACAUGCUAGCUCUGGUCCAGCUUCUCAUCAAGUCGGCGGGCUCGGGCCCGGCUAACCUCAUUGACGCGCUGCCCCUGGAGUUGCUCUGCGAGAUUAUACUCGCCCCGGCCGGGCUUGCCUCAAGCACGCAUGCGCGCAUUGUGUCUUGCAUUCACGACUGCGUCAUCUUCAAGCCAGACGUGGUCCCGCGACUUUGUACCGAAUCAGACUGCCUGGUUUGGUUUAGCCGCUUCGUCGACGACCGCAGCUCGCCAGCCGAGCGCGAGCUACUUGCCGAUGUCCUGCGCCUGCAUUCUGAGCACGCUCGGGAGCUCAAGUCUAUUCUUGGCAAGACCGCUCACAUUGAAGCGCUGCACGCGCUCAUUUGGAAACCCCCCGCCAAUUGGCAACGCCACGUCAUCUGGAUGCUUCGCUAUGCCUCUUCCGGAAGCGAGCGCCGCAAGGAACAGGUUUUUCGCCUUGGCGCGCAGACCAUCCCCGCUUUGGCCCAACGCCUCGGCCAGGACCUAAGUCCGGGUAUUCAAAAGGAGCUGGCUGCCUUUUUCAAGAGCCUCACCUCCAUGGCCGGCGCACGCAAGGACAGCAUCUUCGGCUGGCUUGACUUGCCGGCCGUCAGCAGCCUCCUCUCCUCUCCUUUUGAAAGCGUCCAGGAGCACGUGGCCGGCCUACUCCGCAACCUCACGCACGGCGACACGCACCGCAAAGAAGCCGUUUUCUCCGCCAUUGACCUGGACAUUCUCAUGUCCCUCCUCUUCUCUCCCUCGGUGCGCGUCCUACAGUCGGUCACGGGUUUGCUGCAGAACCUUUGCACCCGCAGUGAAGACCGCCGUACCACCGUUUUUGCACACCUGCCUCUCGAGCAGGUGGUGACGCUCCUGCGCCACCCAGAUGUUCGAGUUCAUGCGCCAGCAGCCGGCCUUCUCAUGAACCUCUGCCGCCAAAGCCAUCACCGUAAGCAGAAAAUUCUCACUCGCAUGCCUCUCAGCACGCUGACCAGCUUUUACGACCAUGGGCCACCGGACCCAGCGCUGGCAGACCAAGCUAAUGGGUUGCUCCAACACCUGCGCAUGGCCUUUCUGGCAAGUUCGCGGGAGGCGCUCCAACAAUAUCUGCAUGAUGUUGUUCACAACGACAACGAUGCGUAA
Messenger RNA from Monosiga brevicollis MX1, 2298 nucleotides. RefSeq lists its product as uncharacterized. NCBI's taxonomy places the organism in Eukaryota, Choanoflagellata, Craspedida, Salpingoecidae. Gene Ontology annotation, molecular function: protein binding. The transcript has a single exon. Bases 1 to 2298 code for a protein of 765 amino acids. Gene Ontology annotation, biological process: proteasome-mediated ubiquitin-dependent protein catabolic process. The record is from RefSeq and is a predicted model, not a curated record. Gene Ontology annotation, cellular component: GID complex.